Messenger RNA from Cuculus canorus (common cuckoo), 2404 nucleotides. It is a transcript of the gene PARP16, whose product is annotated as poly(ADP-ribose) polymerase family member 16. Lineage: Eukaryota; Metazoa; Chordata; Aves; Cuculiformes; Cuculidae. Bases 31 to 999 code for a protein of 322 amino acids. Gene Ontology annotation, molecular function: kinase binding; protein serine/threonine kinase activator activity; NAD+ poly-ADP-ribosyltransferase activity. Gene Ontology annotation, cellular component: membrane; nuclear envelope; endoplasmic reticulum tubular network. Gene Ontology annotation, biological process: endoplasmic reticulum unfolded protein response. The record is from RefSeq and is a predicted model, not a curated record. The transcript has 6 exons.
UGACGCCGCGGAAGGGCAGUCCCGCCGGGCAUGGCCGGGCCCGGCCCCGCCGAGGCGGCCGGCAGCGACCCGCUGGCCGCAGACCUGCGCUGCAGCCUCUUCGCCGCCGCCCUGCAGAGCUACCGGCGGGACUCGGCCCUCCGGCCCUUCCCGGGCCGAUACGGAGGCGGCGGCAACAAGGACUUCGAGGGGCUGCUUGCAGAUACCAAUGCUCUCCCAAGCCUGAAAGAACUCUUGGAGUCUGUUCCAAACACAGAGAAAAGGAUCUGGGAUUUGUUUAGUUGGAUUUUGUCAUCUAAGGUCUUCAGGAUACAAAGUACUAAGAAACAGGAGUAUGAGAAGAUCCAAGAACUCACAGGGAUGUCUGGGGCUGCAGUUCCUGCUCCAGACUACCUCUUUGAGGUAGUGUAUUGCGAUCAAAUGAACGCCAAGUUUGCCGAGACCAAGGGGGAGCGGGACCUCAUCUAUGCCUUCCAUGGGAGCCGCCUCGAGAACUUCCAUUCCAUACUGCACAACGGCCUGCACUGCCAUUUGAACAGGACAUCCCUGUUUGGUGAAGGUACAUAUCUUACCAGUGACCUGAGCCUGGCGCUCCUUUACAGCCCUCAUGGCCUUGGUUGGCAGCGAAGUGUGUUGGGCUCUAUCCUUAGCUGUGUAGCUGUUUGCGAGAUCAUUGACCACCCAGAUGUAAAGUGUCAGGUGAAAAAGAAAGAUUCAGAGCAAAUAGACAGAAAGAGAGCAAGAGUGAAAAACAGCGAAGGGGGUGAUGUGCCACAGAAAUACUUCGUCGUCACUAACAACCAGCUUUUAAGAGUUAAAUACUUGCUAGUAUAUUCACAGAAACAGCAUAGGAGGCCUUCCAGUCAAGCUUCCUGGUUUUACACCCACCGUUUUGCCAUAAUGAUGCUGCUGUACCUGCUGCUGCUAAUAGUGAUAGGAGCCAGCAACUCGCCAACCUUCAUCUACUACUGGCACAGAAUGUUUGACUCUGAGAGAUGAAUUGCCCAAGGUGAUAAACGUAUUUUCACCACGUGCCUUAAUAAUAGCCAAUCUGCAAUGCACUGCAUCUCUUCCAGAGCUCUGGAAAUAAAGGUGCCUGGAGCUUUCGAGUUCCAUCACUGAUAUAUUAUCCUCAUGGCACCUUUUCAUUUAUUCUUAUUUCUGUGUUCCUGUGAUUCAUGGGGGUGCCCAGUACAGCUGAAAAGGAUCACAGCUGUGCAGCUUAGUAUGAACCAGUUGUUAAGGGUCCACGGGAAGAAGUUAUUUAAAAUUAAUGAAAAUGAAGCAUGGAAACACUCAGGUGUAACCAGUUCUGUCAGGCUGAGCUAUGUUUGCACUAGUUAGAAAGGAGAAUUUUUCUGUAUGUCAGGCAAAACAACCUGUAGAGAGUCUCACCAGUUUGUUCUCAAAAACUGCAGUUAGUGGUGUUUCACCUCUAUAUAUGGAGGUGAGAUACUUUUAGAAGUAACUUUGGCCAGGAAUUUUUAUAUUUGAGCAUGAUUGUAAGGAAACAACGAGAAAUAAAACAACCACCAAAAUGAAAGAAGUAGUUUCUAGUAUGAUUCCUUCCCCUCCCCUGUAAAACACUGAUAAGGUUUGUGCUCUCAGCCAUGAUCUGCCUUAUCCUUGGUUAGUGUGUAGACCAGACAAACUCAGGCCCUUCAGCAUCGGUACUGAACGAGGAUUAUUCCUUGUUUUUUCUAACCUUCUUACUGAACAUUGGAGAUUUGUUUUAAAAACACAAGUACAGAAAUCACAGAAUGGUUUCAAAUGUGCAAGCUGGCUGUGGAACAUAAGGAAGGAAACAUUCUCCUCCUCGUCAGAGUCCUUUGUAUUUGCUGUUGUUACAAAGCAACCUGAAACUGAAAAAGGAGGAAAGACUGUCCUGCGAUGGGUGACUUGGCAUGGGAUUAACAUGACAAAUAGCCCAGGGAUUCUGGGCAAAGAAAAGCCAAAUAUGUGCUACAGAUGAAGCUUGCAGUCUGGCUUUUAGUAGUAGACUUGAUAAACACAGGUUUUUAUUGCACAGUGAACCUUAACCACAAAAGAGAAAAUCUCAUCACAUAUUUCCAGCAAAUGAGUCUAUGAUUACUACCUUACUACUUAAAUAUUUCAAAGAAAAUACCUUCUUUCUCUGAUGUUGUUUGACACCUAAUUGCCAGAAAUAAUGACCUGGUAAUCAUGUUUUCUAACUCAAGACUGAGAACAAGUUUGUCUACAGAAACCCCUCUUCUUGGUGGAUGGAGCUAGAAGCAUUUAUUCCAGUUAAUUUUGCUGCCAGGACAAAUUUAUUUAUUCGCCAUACAGCUUGCAAAACAAGAACAUUAUAAUCCAAUUCCCCGUUGUCUUUUACAGUCCAUUAAUAAUGCUCACUGUAACAGCACAUUGCAUUGCCUCAGCCUAA